This is a messenger RNA of Aspergillus costaricaensis CBS 115574, 1660 nucleotides long. RefSeq names its product putative cell wall protein (gene midA). Lineage: Eukaryota; Fungi; Ascomycota; Eurotiomycetes; Eurotiales; Aspergillaceae. The record is from RefSeq and is a predicted model, not a curated record. The transcript has a single exon. Bases 342 to 1169 code for a protein of 275 amino acids.
AUCUCCAUCCCGCCUCCUUACGCUCUUUCCUGUCCUUCUUACCACACACACCACCACCCACAACUCUAUAUCUGCAGUCACUCGUUAACCCCUCCUUGUGAAUCAUAUCUUCCGACAGCCUCUUUUUGUCCUCCUGCUGUCUCCCCCGAUUCUCAACCCUCCAAACGAUCGUUUCUCACCAUCUGGGCACCCCCGUGUCGCGUUGGAAUUGUAAUCUCGCCUCCCCGGUGUCGGUUCUCUCCACUGCCCUCCUGCCUCAUCCGUGUUGGCUCUGGAAGCCUCGAAAGAACGCCUUGAAUACCCCGAGUUCCGACUUAUCGAUCUCAUCCGACGUGCCCAUCAUGCGAGCCGCUCGUCUUUCGUUCCUCCUCUACUCCCUGUCCCUCGUGGCUGUCGUCGCUGGCCAGAGCGCUGCAGUCACGAGUGUAGGCAACGCCGUCACCUCUGCCGCUGCCGCCGCUACCACAGAGGCCCCUUCUACCACAUCUAGUGAAUCAUCCUCGACGUCUGAGUCCUCUACCUCGACUUCGGAGAGCUCUUCGACCACCAGUGAACCUACAACUACGUCGUCUACUUCGGAAGAGACCACUUCCACGACCAACAAGCAACCCCAACAAACCACCCAGCCGCAACAGACAACAUCAUCCAACAACAACAACAAUGCGCAGACAACUGCAGUCACUACAACGGACAAGAACGGCAAGACCACCGUCGAAAGCACUACCCAGCAGACCACCGCAACCCCGGUUGUGCAGACGGUCACGACUAUCGAGACCAUCAGUGGAACCCCCGUCCAAACCACUCUCACCACUACUUCGACUCCUGCCAGUGCUGACUCCACGGGCAGUCCUGGUCUGAGCGGCACUUCGUCUGAUAACUCUAACAGCAGCUCUGGUCUCUCGUCCUCUCAGAAGAAGAUCAUCAUCGGUGUCGUCGUCGGUGUGGGUGGUGCAAUCAUCGUCGGUGCCCUUGCCGUUGUUGGCUGGAGGAUCCACGCUCGCAAGGCUGCGCAAGACAACGACGAGGCUGCUGAUCUCAUGAGCGGCACGGCAGUCGGUGCGGGUGCUCGCGAGAAGGCACCCAGCCCCGGUGCUGGUGGCACGCCCUUCAAGACCACGCUUGACCAGUAUCACAACCCUGGACCCGUCAACGCUGCAUCAAACUUCUAAGCCAACCCGGCAUCCUGUCUAUGAUACGAACACACCACCCUUUUCCUAUGUUUAUCCUGCGGUAACGAACAGGGAAGACAUAUGGUCUGGUCUGAUACCGUUCUUGAGACUGUAAAUUUGUACGAUUAUGACGCAGUUAUUGUUGGCGCUUGUGGAGAGGAAAUCCUCUGAUUUGUUGUUUUCUCACUGCUAUCUUGGGUUGUUUGCUUUGCAUUCAAGAAGCUACCGCUCUUUUCUCGCUCUGAUAGACCAUACGUCGGGUCUUUACCGAUAUCACGCUCCUUUUACUUAGCACAGCGAUUUUGUCCUAGCAUUUAUGGUUGGUCGAUUUAGUUUGAUUCCCCCCUCGAGCAUUUGUUUUCUUUUCUGGCGGAGCGGUGAGCGGCAAAGUGUCCCGUCUCUGUCUCUGCUGUGGAUUGCAGAUCCCCGAUCUCAGCCUUCAAAAAGCUUUCGAUUGUAUGUAUUUAAUAAAAAAGAUGACUUGAGAAGGA